CGGGCUACUGGAGUUGUCAGGCAGUCAGAGCUGCUGAUCAUACCGCUGGACAAUAUUUCAAAGAGAGAAUGUGACUGUUCUCACCUCUGUAGCAUAGCUCUGUAAAGCUUCUGCCCUGGUGACAUCUUAUCAUCUAUUGAUUGGUUGAUACUUUAUUGAUCCUCAAAGGGAAAUUCAUCAUGAUGUUUCCUCUUGAAGAGAUGAAGACCACCUGUCACUGUUCAGGUUACCGGGAGCAACAACAAAAACCUCACAGCAUCCUGUACAAUAUCCUGAGCUGGGCAGACAGUAACUACAGCAACAACAACAGCCUGAUCAAAAACAACCACGUGAACCAGUACGACUACAACAUGAUGAUGCCUCACAACUGUCAUUGCGAGCGGCGACGGGCAGUGUGUCUGAAGAACCCUGAGGGAACUUGUCAGGUGGCAUCUGAUGUUCUGGUCAAAACCAUCCGCUUCAUGAAGAGUUUACCCUCCUUCAGUCAGCUUCCAGUGGAGGAUCAGCUAACUCUGCUGAGGGACUGCUGGGUGCCCCUGUUCUCUCUGGGACUGGCCCAGGAACGGACUGUGUUCGAGGUGAAGGAUGUACCACAGGCUAGCAUGCUGAGGAGGAUCCUCCUCAACGGUCAGGGGCCACAGAGUGAGGAAGAGCAUGAGGAGGAAGAUGAGGGGAAGAGGUCACUGCCCACGCUUGCUGGGGUGCAUAAACUCAGAUCCUGUCUGUACAGACUGUGGACUCUAGAUCUCAGCCCAAAGGAAUAUGCCUAUCUGAAGGGUGCUAUGCUGUUCAAUCCAGCUGUCCCAGGACUGAGCACCACUGUAUUCAUUGACGGUCUUCAACAGGAGGCCCAGAGAGCUCUACAGGAGGUUGUCCUGACCCUUCACCCAGGAGACUCGGGUCGAUUCAGCCGCAUCCUACUAUCGACCUCUGCCCUACAGGCUGUCAGCCAAUCACUCAUCACAGAACUGUUCUUCAGACCUGUUAUUGGUCAGGCGAAUCUGUUUGACCUGUUAAGUGAGAUGCUGUUUAUUAGACAAGAGUACAGCUGAAAGUUUGUGUGGGUGUAUGGUGUAUGUGUGUGAAUGAUAUUUUAAGGUAUUUUCUACUGACAAAUAUGAAUGUGAAGAUUGCAACCAAGCAAUAAAAGUUGUAUAAACACAA
Molecule: messenger RNA, 1164 nt
Organism: Coregonus clupeaformis (lake whitefish)
Lineage: Eukaryota; Metazoa; Chordata; Actinopteri; Salmoniformes; Salmonidae
Product: nuclear receptor subfamily 0 group B member 2-like
Exons: 2
Coding region: 180-1052 (290 amino acids)
Biological process (GO): negative regulation of transcription by RNA polymerase II; circadian rhythm
Cellular component (GO): nucleus; cytoplasm
Molecular function (GO): transcription corepressor activity; transcription factor binding
Source: RefSeq, a predicted model, not a curated record